AUGAGAUUCAUCAGUGGCUCUGUUGUUGCCCUUGGGCUCGUUGCCCCUGCGUUGGCAUUCCCACGCCCGGCCGGUGUGAAGCGCGGUUCACCCAAUCCUACGAGGGCGGCAGCGGUCAAAGCCGCAUUCCAAACGUCAUGGAACGCGUACCACCAAUAUGCUUUUCCCCACGACGAUCUUCACCCGAUCAGCAAUACCUAUGAUGAUGAGAGAAAUGGCUGGGGCUCAUCAGCCAUUGAUGGCCUAGACACGGCCAUUCUCAUGAGAGACUCUGACAUAGUCAACACGAUUCUCAAGCGUGUGCCUCAAAUUGACUUUACUACUACUGCGAAUGCCAAUGAGGGCAUCUCUGUAUUUGAGACCAACAUCCGAUAUAUUGGUGGCAUGCUAGCCAGUUACGAUCUGUUGAAAGGGCCAUUCAAAUCUGUUGUGAAGAACCACACGUUAGUAGACAACCUGUUGACUCAGGCUGAAUCACUCGCAAACGGCCUCAAGGUUUCAUUCAACACCACAAGUGGUGUCCCGGACCCGACCGUUUACUUUAACCCCACCUACAGGAACAGUGGCACAGGAAACAACAAUGUUGCAGAGAUUGGAACACUGGUUCUUGAGUGGACGCACCUCAGCGAUCUCACUGGCAAUCCUCUGUAUGGUCAGCUUGCCCAAAAGGGUCAAUCAUAUCUCCUCAACCCAACAGGAAGCCCAGAGGCAUGGCCGGGUCUUGUAGGAACAUAUGUCAGCACAAGCAAUGGCCAGUUCCAGGAUAGCAAUGGCAGCUGGUCCGCUCUCUCAGACAGCUUCUACGAGUAUCUGAUCAAGAUGUAUCUGUAUGACCCUGACACGUUUGGAGAGUACAAAGACCGCUGGGUUCUUGCUGCCGAUUCGACUAUUGCGCACCUUGCCUCUCACCCGACCUCGCGCAAGGAUCUAACUUUCUUGUCCCAAUACUCUGGACAAACUACAUCGCCGCAAUCAGGACAUUUGGCCAGCUUUGCUGGUGGCAACUUCAUCUUGGGAGGCAUCCUCCUGGGCGAGCAAAAGUACAUUGACUUUGGCAUCGAGCUCACCAAUUCGUACUUUGAUACCUACAACUCGACUGCUUCUGGAAUCGGCCCCGAAGGCUUCCAAUGGGUGGACAGCGCAAACAGCAGCAGCAGCCAGCCUCCCUCGUCCGCCGCAGGAUUCUACUCCACGGCAGGAUUCUGGGUGACGGCUCCGUAUUACAUCUUGAGGCCAGAGACCUUGGAGAGCAUCUACUACUCGUACCGAAUUACAGGCGACUCCAAGUACCAGGACAUCGCAUGGGAUGCCAUCAGUGCCAUCCUCAGCAAAACCCGCGCCGGCAGCGCAUACUCGUCUCUCAACGAUGUGACUCAGGCCAAUGGCGGAGGAGCCUCUGACGAUAUGGAAAGCUUCUGGUUUGCCGAGGUCCUCAAGUACGCUUACCUGAUCUUUGCUGAAGAGUCGGAUGUUCAGCUGCAGAAGAGCGGCAACAAGUUUGUCUUCAACACAGAGGCACACCCCUUCAGAAUCCGCCAGUAA
Molecule: messenger RNA, 1542 nt
Organism: Trichoderma gamsii
Lineage: Eukaryota; Fungi; Ascomycota; Sordariomycetes; Hypocreales; Hypocreaceae
Product: glycosyl hydrolase family 47
Exons: 4
Coding region: 1-1542 (513 amino acids)
Biological process (GO): carbohydrate metabolic process; N-glycan processing
Cellular component (GO): Golgi membrane; endoplasmic reticulum
Molecular function (GO): calcium ion binding; mannosyl-oligosaccharide 1,2-alpha-mannosidase activity
Source: RefSeq, a predicted model, not a curated record